UUUCUUUUAUCAUUUAUCAUUGAGCUUAUACACACACUGCCCUAAUCUUCAUUUCUCUCUUCAUUCCCAAACCGAUCGAAACACACUUCAAUUCAAUUCAAGGUGAACGACUGAAUCGGAAAUGGCGAGUGCUGUGAGUGCUGUGGAUGGUGCUGGAAACCCGAUCCCAACAUCGUCGGUGUUGAUGGCAUCGUCGAAGCACAUUGGGUUAAGGUGUCAUUCGGAGAAUUUGGAGUUUCUGAAAUGUAAGAAGAAAGAUCAAAAUCCUGAAAAGUGUCUCGAUAAAGGCCGUGAUGUUACUCGAUGUGUUCUUGGACUUCUCAAGGAUCUACACCAAAAGUGCACAAAAGAGAUGGAUGAUUACGUUGGUUGCAUGUACUACCAUACAAAUGAAUUCGACUUAUGCCGCAAAGAGCAGGAAGCAUUUGAAAAGAAAUGUUCUUUGGAAUGAAAAAUGAGGCACACUGCUAUUGUUGAAAAUAAUAUCACAGGCAAUUUGGAGCGAGCAAAUGCGCCUGUUCACAAAUUCAUUUGAUCUUUGUCUGUUUGUAUUAAUCUUUUCCAUUGAAACUAUGUUGGUCAUCUAACUACUUCUGGAGGAACACAUUAAGCAAGGACAAACGAAUCCUCUUCAAACAUAAUAACUAAGAAGAAAUUUUGAAGUUGGAACAUGCUUGUAA
Messenger RNA from Trifolium pratense (red clover), 680 nucleotides. Its product is annotated as NADH dehydrogenase [ubiquinone] 1 alpha subcomplex subunit 8-B. The coding region runs from base 122 to 451 and encodes 109 amino acids. The record is from RefSeq and is a predicted model, not a curated record. Gene Ontology annotation, biological process: mitochondrial electron transport, NADH to ubiquinone. NCBI's taxonomy places the organism in Eukaryota, Viridiplantae, Streptophyta, Magnoliopsida, Fabales, Fabaceae. The transcript is spliced from 3 exons.